Ctenopharyngodon idella (grass carp) is the source of this 3130-nucleotide messenger RNA. Its product is annotated as SLAM family member 5-like. The record is from RefSeq and is a predicted model, not a curated record. The coding region runs from base 2298 to 2786 and encodes 162 amino acids. NCBI's taxonomy places the organism in Eukaryota, Metazoa, Chordata, Actinopteri, Cypriniformes, Xenocyprididae. The transcript is spliced from 4 exons.
AUUAGUGCAGAAAAUGAAUUUGAAUAAAUUUAGAGUAAUUUCAAAGACAUUUCCAAAACAGAAGUUAUGGCCGGACGGUCGCACCACAUGAUAUUUUGACACUUUAUAAUAAGAGAAAAUUACAAAUAACUAAUGUUUUUUUGAAAAGUUAAAGUGAGUACAUGCAUGGGAGAGGUACUACAUAUAUAUGGUCUCUUUUUAUGCAUUUAAACCAAAUUUUAACUGAAAAAAAUGCAAUCAGACAGAAAAUUUAGGCGUCACGUCAUUGACCCAUAAACGAAACGCUAUUGGCUAUUUCAAAAAAGGGCUAUUCGAUAUGUCCCGCCCUGUGUUCCUGUGGAAAUUACAUCAACACAUCGAAUAAUGCUGUGCAUUCCAAGGCACUUCAGUGGGCCUUUAAAAACAUUCAAAUGAUCUUACGUGGACUCAAGGGCACCAUGAACAGUUUUAAGACGCCCCCUUUCAGGAUAAUGUUUUUUUUUCCCUCUACCUUUUAUAAGAAACUACUAUGAUUUGCUGGUGUUGGUUGUUCCAAGGACUGAGCAACAACAAUAGAAGAUCCAAAUGUCGUUGUCCAUUAAACAGGCUGAAGGUCAAAGCACAGUAAAUCAGUCCAUACAAACAAAGAAAUCCAGAGGGCGAGACAGGAAAGAGAAAACCAGGAAACAGGCAGAUAUCAUAAUCCAGGAACAUAGAAACCAGGGGAAACGCUCAGUAAUGCUGUACAAGACAAGACUUCGCCACGAGACAAACAACUGAACUGGGUUAUAUAGGGAGAGAGACACAGGGAUAAUGAGAUGAUGGGAAACAGCUGUACAUGAUUACACAGAUGACAAAGAAUUGUGGGAAACUGAGUCCAUGAUGUGUGUAGUGUCAGUGGAAACAGUACCCUCUGCAGGCAUGCAAGGGCACUCGCAGCUGGUGGACGUGACAUAGCCUGAAGACUAGGGUUGGGAAUCUUGAGAAAUCUUCCGGUUCCGGUUCCGAUUCCGGUUCUGCCUAACAAUUCCGGUUCUGGUUCCGGUUCCAUUAAAAUAAUUAAACAACUAAUAAAAAAUAGUAAGGGAAAAAUGCACAAUACUUGACUCAAACAGUCCUUUUUGUGUUUAUUAUUCUUGUAAAAUGAAUUUAACAGAACAAAAUCUCAACAAAUUCGCUAACACUUUACAAUAAGGUUCAUUAGUUAAAAUAAGUUAACUACAUUAACAUGAACUAAUAAUGAACUGCAUUUCUACAGCAUUUAUUCAUGUUAAUUUCAACAUUCACUAAUGCAUUAUUAAAAUCAAGAGUUGUAUUAGUUAACAUUAGUUAAUGCACUGUGAAGCAACAUGAACAAACUAUGAACGGCUGUAUUUUUAUUAACUAACAUUAACAAAGAUUAACAAAUACAGUAACAAAUGUAUCACUCAUGGUUAGUUCGUAAAUGAACCUUAAUGUAAAGUGUUACCACAAAUUAGAUAAGAUGCUUGAACACACAUGUAAGAUUCAGACAGGCGAAACAGAAUAUUUUUGUGAGUUGGAUUCAUAAAGACUUGUUUCUGAAAGAAUGAUUCAGUGAUAGACACAUUUUUAACAGUAAAUUUUUUGCCACCUAGUGGCGUAACAAUGCAAUCGAUACAGUUAUUUGAAGUCCAGUUACUUUCAGAAGGUAAUUUAUUUUACAUAAACAUCAGCGUUUCUAUCUGAAUAAUAAGCUUUUGUAUACCAUAAUUUGAAUAGGCCUAUUUGUCACACAGAAUAAUGAUACUGUGCGUUUGAAAAGAUUGUUUAUAUCUACACAAGGGCUUUUCAGUGCAUUCAUUGCUAUAAUAUUCAUGAGGUGAGAUGUCUCUAUUAAAGGAUACGCUCCCCGCAAUUCGCCCCCCCCAUCGCACCAAAACCGUUUUCAGAACCGAAACUUAGAAAUCUUGCACGGUUCCGGUUCUUUUCAAAAAACACUACCGGUUCCGGAUGAGAACCGGCUCUCGGUUCCCAACCCUACUGAAGACACAGGCAGGACAGAAACACAAGGCAAGGCAGACUGGGUAGAGGACCUGGGUGAUGCAGGUUGGUCAGAAGGCCAGGAUGGUGCAGACCGGGCAGAUGACCAGGUUGGUGCAGACUGUGCAGGUGGCCAGGCAGACAGGCUUGAAGACCCCCAUGGCGGAGCAGACGACCGCCACAGCAGAGCAGUCUGGGCUGAAGAUCUCCGCGGCGGAACAAAGGACCCCCAGGGCAGAUCUCAUGUGCAGCGUUCAUGACAACCGGGAACACAGAUGUUUUGUCCAUGACGGCUGAAGACUCUAAACGUGGCAUCCAUGAUGGCUAGAGAUACAUAUGUAACAGUUGGAGGUUCUGCUCGUCUGCCUGUUCCUGUCAUCAGCAGCAACUCUUCACAAUGUUCUUCAUCAUCAUCAUCAUCAUAUUGUUCAUUGGUGUGUUCAGUGGUGAAUGUGAGUCAUGUGACUCUCUCCUGGUACAGAGGAAACAGUUUAUUGUCCAGCAUCAGUGUGUCUGAUCUCAGCAUCAGUCUCUCUCUACCUCUGGAGGUGGAAUAUCAGGAUAAAAACACCUACAGCUGUGUGCUGAACAAUCCCAUCAGCCACCAGACUCAACAUCUGGACAUCACUCAACUCUGUCACACAUGUUCAGACUCUGUCCACUGUUGUGGUCCUACUGAAGCUGUGAUCCGAUUGGUCCUCUCUGCUCUGGUGGGCGUGGCUACUGUCAUUCUUGUGGUUUAUGACAUCAGAUCCAGAAGAGCUGAACGAGAUCAAGCACAGAUUCACACAUCAGGAAGUGCUUAAAUCUAAAGCAGAACGCUGAACUUUAAAGAUUCUUCAAGUGUGUUUUUGUCAUAAUAAAUACUGAUGAUUAUCUGAGCUUCUCUUUCAGUGUCAGAUUUGUAAAAAUCUUAUUUGUAAGGCUUUAUUGUUUAUAUUUCUCUCAGAGACACACAGAUCUCACUUUACUACUACUGCUGUAUAUUUGUCAUGUGUAUUUUACACUGUUGUUGAAGAUCAAAUUAAAAUAGCGUCUUUUUAAUGUGUCUGACGGAGUUGACUUUGUCUACAAAUAUAUCAGUUUAUAAUAAUGUGUUAUUAAAUAAUAAAAACUAACAUCUAAAACAUGUUUUGUCUCUUAUCUCAAG